AUGUGCUGUGACUUCUGGCAGCCAAAGCAGCCUCUCACCACCAAAGUGCCCUCUGUGACCUCAGUCCCAGGGGAAAGGACACACCCGGGAAGCCCUUUGUUCUCAGUCAGCCACACUCCCUCCAGCUGGGAGAAAGUGGUGGUAAAUGGCUCUGAUGGGGCUGGUGUCCCUGCUCCCUGGCAGGUGUCUCUGAAGCUGGACAUGAUGCUGGCAGAGGGCCGAGGCUGUCCCAGGUUUGCUGUCCUGCUUCUUGGACUCUGGGUGCUGCUGGCCCAGGUCCUGUGUUCUCAGGGCCGGCCCUCCUGGCGCUAUGUGUCCUCAGAGGUGGUGGUGCCCCAGAAGGAGCUGUACCAGGGCUACAGUACUCCCCUUCCCGGCUGGCUCUCCUAUAGCCUGCACUUUGGGGGCCUGAGACGUGUGAUCCGCAUGAGGCGAAAAAUGCUGUUAGUCCCGGGCCCACUGCUGCUGCUGACUCAGGAUGUACGGGGCACCCUGCAAACUGACUACCCCUUCAUCCCCACUGACUGCUACUACCUAGGCUACGUGGAGGAGACACCGCUGUCCACGGUGACCCUGGACACGUGCUAUGGGGGCCUCCAUGGCAUCAUGAAGCUGGACGACCUCACCUUUGAGAUCAAGCCCCUCAAGGGAUCCCAAAGGUUUGAGCAUGUGGUCUCCCGGCUGGAGGCUGACCCCCAGGCCAUGAGACCAGUGGUGCCCCUUGAGGAGGAGGAGGAGGAGGAGGAGGGCCUGGAGUUCCUGUUUCCUCAACUGCCAUCCAAGCUCUACACAGCCCAUCAAGGCCACAUCCAAGGUCUCUUCAUGAGCUCCUUCUCCACUUACACCCUCUUUGGCAAUGUGACCGAGUGCAUCCGGUUCCUAGUCCGGAUGAGCAGCUUGAUAGACACCUUUGUACGUGGCGUGGAUCUCCGCGUCUACGUUUCUAUCUUGCUCAUCUUUAACAUGAAGGAACCGGUGAAGAUGGACGAUUACCGAGUGCCAGGAAGCCCCUUUCACACCUACUAUAGGUACUUUAUCUACCUGGAACUAACCCCCGAUGCUGGGAUUAUAGUGAUUCGAGGGCGGCCUCCACAGAAGGAUUUCUUGGCUAGGUCACACUCUAUCUGUAAAGAAGACAGCCUCAUCAUGCUCAGCCAUGGAGACAGGCAUUUCUUCUUGCUGGCUAUCGCUGCUACGAGCCACCUGGGCCGUGUCCUGGGCCUGAAUUAUGACACGCCUGAGUGUGUCUGUCAGAGGAGAAGCACCUGCCUCAUGUCCAGGUUCCCUGAGCUGGCCGACACCUUCAGCAACUGCUCCUUGGCCCAGAUGGGAUCUCUGUUUCACCACACGCACGGCAGGUGCCUGUUCCGCGGCCUCAGCACUUUCCCGAGCACGACCCUCACCCGUGAUCGUUGUGGAAACCGGGCCGUGGGCCGCUGGGAGGACUGUGACUGCGGCUCGUUCAAAGAGUGCUCUCAGGAUGCCUGCUGUACCAGCGAGUGCAGGUUCUCGCCUGGGACUAAGUGUGCUGUGGGUGCCUGCUGCCAGAGCUGUGGGUUUGCCCCUGCGGGCACCCUGUGCCGACCCAUCGCAGAUGUCUGUGACCUCCCUGAGUACUGCCUGGGCACCAACUAUACAUGCCCCGACAACACCUACAUCCAGGAUGGGACACCAUGCUCUGAGGACAGUUACUGCUUCCGGGGGAACUGCACAGACCGCACUAUGCAGUGCCAGGAGAUCUUCGGCCCAGAGGCCCGAAACGGUGAUGGUUGCUACAUGAUCAACACAUUCGGCUCCCGGUUCGGACACUGUGGAAGGAACGAGGCCAGGGUGCCCCAGAAGUGUGACUGGGCAGAUGUGACAUGUGGGAGGCUGCAGUGCACCAACGUCACCCAAAUCCCACAACUGCCAGAGCAUGUGGGCUUCCACCAGUCACUCGUGCAAGCAUCCCUGUGUUUUGGGCUGGAUGAGCACCGGGCAACACCAGUAGCCGACAUGGGCCAAGUGCAAGACGGAGCCCCCUGCUUACCUGGAAAGUUCUGCCUGGAUGGCAAAUGCAAAGGAGAAAUGUGGAAAAUAACCUAUGACUGUACCCCCGAAAAGUGCAGUUAUCGAGGAAUUUGCAAUAAUUACAAGAGCUGCCAUUGCAGACCAGGCUGGAACCCCCCGAGAUGCAUAAACCCAGGGCCCGGGGGCAGUGUGGAGAGUGGACACCCACGGUUCCGGCUCCGAAGCCAGUUCAUAACACAGAACCGAGCAACACUGGAGCUGCUGAGAAUCAUGGCCUCUCGCCUGUAUAUGUUUAUUUGCUCACUGCUUCUCGGUGUGGCAGCCAACACAAAGACAAUCCUAAAGGACAGUAAAACAGAAGAAAAGGAAGAAAAGAAGGCAAAGGUGUGA
Suncus etruscus (white-toothed pygmy shrew) is the source of this 2400-nucleotide messenger RNA. RefSeq names its product disintegrin and metalloproteinase domain-containing protein 21-like. Gene Ontology annotation, molecular function: metalloendopeptidase activity. Gene Ontology annotation, biological process: proteolysis; male gonad development. The transcript has a single exon. The record is from RefSeq and is a predicted model, not a curated record. Bases 1 to 2400 code for a protein of 799 amino acids. Gene Ontology annotation, cellular component: external side of plasma membrane; plasma membrane; sperm head plasma membrane. Lineage: Eukaryota; Metazoa; Chordata; Mammalia; Eulipotyphla; Soricidae.